Messenger RNA from Prorocentrum cordatum, 448 nucleotides. The record is from the annotation of a GenBank genome assembly. NCBI's taxonomy places the organism in Eukaryota, Dinophyceae, Prorocentrales, Prorocentraceae.
GCGAGGGGGACGGCGACGGGGGAGGUCGAGGAGCCUUCUGCAGCAUGGAGCCCCAGGGUCCCGGCCCCGUCCGCCGCCCGCAGGAUGCCGCCUUUGAGUUGCGCAUCGGCAAGAAGCGAAACAAAUGAGGAGAACAUGUGUGCUGAGGCCGCUCCCGGCGGGGCGGCGCUGGUCGUCGAGCAGCAGCCGGCCUCCGAAGCGAGGCUGGCGGCCGAGUCGAAGAGCAGGCGAGCGGGCGUCAGACAAGGCGGCAGGCACGGCGGCGCCGCGCCGGCGCGGCAGCGCCAGGCCCGCCUGGUCUGCGGGCCGCCCCCGGGCUCCGACGCCGCGCGGCUGCCUGGCCUGGCCGGAGCCGCGCCGCCGGGGUGAGGAGACGCCACGGGCCGCCGGCCCGCCCCCGCGGCGCCGGCCCCCCCCCCGCGCGGGCGGCGUUCCGCCCCGCCCGGCC